AUGAAGCGGAAAAGUAGUGCUCACAUGGCAGCAAGCGAAGAGGAAGGCUUACCAGUGAAAAAAAUAGCGGUGACGGCUUCAGAAGCUAAGAAAUGCAGCACUUUGGUGGAGAAUGACGACACGAUUGAUGUACAAAGCUUUUUGCUGCGCGACUGCCAAGAAUCAUCGAAACAAUUGGUGGCGCAAGCAAAAAAACGAGCAUUAGAGCUUCAACAACAGCUUGAAAUAGGCAAAAAAAGACUUCUUGAUGCAUUUGAUGCAGAAAAAGAGAAUUUUCGCGACGAUGGAGAAGCAUAUCCUCAAGCAUAUGUAGUCUCAGUACGAUGUGUGACCGGGCCAUAUCACGAAAUGAAUUUUUCGAUGGAAAUUAACGUGAAACGAUGUUCAUCCUGCUUUAUUGGCCGCUCUACUGGCCGAAAAUUUCGACCUCCACGGGGAUUAAGCAUGCCAAAAGAUUUAGAACUUUCCACAUCACACGCACAGAUUAAAAUGGAGACGACAGGAAAGCUCUUUUUCAUUGAUUUGGAUAGUACCAACGGCACCCGUAUCGAUGGUGUUGAGUUGGAGCCAAACGAGCCAUUUGAACUAGAUGCCAGCAAACCUAUUAAAGUUGAGAUUGGGGCCGGCGAGUUUGAAUUUAUGUUUGAGCAGAAGGCGUAG
Messenger RNA from Plasmopara halstedii, 660 nucleotides. RefSeq names its product SMAD/FHA domain. NCBI's taxonomy places the organism in Eukaryota, Oomycota, Peronosporomycetes, Peronosporales, Peronosporaceae. The transcript is spliced from 6 exons. Gene Ontology annotation, molecular function: protein binding. The coding region runs from base 1 to 660 and encodes 219 amino acids. The record is from RefSeq and is a predicted model, not a curated record.